Messenger RNA from Cylas formicarius (sweet potato weevil), 1208 nucleotides. RefSeq lists its product as uncharacterized. The transcript is spliced from 5 exons. Lineage: Eukaryota; Metazoa; Arthropoda; Insecta; Coleoptera; Brentidae. Gene Ontology annotation, biological process: cellular response to glucose starvation; rDNA heterochromatin formation; regulation of transcription by glucose. Gene Ontology annotation, cellular component: chromatin silencing complex; rDNA heterochromatin; nucleolus. Gene Ontology annotation, molecular function: methyltransferase activity. The record is from RefSeq and is a predicted model, not a curated record. The coding region runs from base 126 to 1208 and encodes 360 amino acids.
AGAGGUUCAUUGAUUAUUACAAUGUCUGAAACAGAAAGAAGGCGUUAAAUCUUUAGCCAUGACUAAUGUUAGUGUUGAUCUUCUGCUUUAUAAUCGUUUAGAAAUCGGUUAUAGAAACAGUUGAUAUGGAACCGUUUCAUACAUCCAAAUGGGGGAUUACUGGGACAGGACAGACAUUGUGCGAACAAUUUUUGCAGGAUGCAAAAAGUAAAAAAAAAAUUGAACAAAAGCAGCUUAAAAUGAGAAGGAAAAGAUUGAAAUUAAAAUCUGGUUUUGCAAUAAAAAAUGAGACGAAAGAAACACAGAAGCUGAUAUCUCCACAAAAGUCAAAAACACUGAAGAAAGCAUUUCCUGACAUACAAAAACUGAAUGAUAACAUAACAUCCUUGUUGAAAACUAAAGUGAAAAUGCCAAAAAAUGCUAAAAAAAUAAAAGAUAAGAAAGGGGCCUGUAAUGUAAAUCCUGGACUUAUAGCCAAGCGUAAACGCCAAUUAGCUGAACUACAAGCACAUAUAACAAAUGAUUCUAAUAAAAAAAAUAAUCCUGAUUUGUCUUUAAGGCAAAAAAUGAUAGAAAGGCUGGAAUCUGCAAGAUUUCGAUUUUUAAAUGAACAAAUUUAUACAGUUAGUGGUAAAGAAGCUGAAAAAAUAUUCAAAACUGACCCAGAAGCAUUCCAUGCCUACCACAAAGGUUACCAACAACAGGUCAGUAGGUGGCCUAUGAAUCCGUUGGAUAGAAUCAUCAAGAGCAUCAGUAAACUGCCAAAAGGCUACAAAGUCAGUGAUUUUGGUUGUGGUGAAGCAAAACUAAGUCAGUCACUAGAACAUACAGUGCAUUCCUUUGAUUUAGUAGCAGUAAAUAAAUUUGUCACACCCUGUAAUAUGGCCCACGUACCUCUGGAAAAUUAUAGCAUGGACGUUGCAGUCUUUUGCUUAUCUCUUAUGGGCAUCAAUCUGUCAGACUAUUUGAUAGAAGCCAACAGGGUUCUCAAAGUGGGAGGCAUGCUGAAAAUUGCAGAGGUGGCAAGCCGUUUUGAUGAUGUUAACCAGUUCAUCGCUAACUGCAAGUAUUAUGGGUUCAAAAAAACCUGGAUGGAUCUAUCCCACAACCUAUUUUAUUUCAUAGACUUUAGAAAGGAAUCUGAUGUGAAGAACAUAAAAAAACUUCCAAAGUUGAGCUUGAAACCCUGUAUUUACAAAAGAAGAUAA